UUAUUUAUUUGAUUCAAAGUAAAAAAGAGAAUGUUCCAGUCUCUCCAUACAGCCACCGUCCGCGGUGGCGACGACGAAAACAUAGCCACAAAGACGGGGCUUCACGACGACUUGGAGCACUUCCAAACUGACAAGGCUUGCCAUGUAUAACAAGACCAGAAACAGGGGAUUGGCGUUUGUGACUAUGGCUUCACCAGAGGAGGCUCGUGUGGCUCUCAAUAGUCUCGAAUCGACUGAAUUGGACGGUCGUAUAAUAAAGAUGGCUUAUGCCAAGCCAGAAAAGAAGAAGAUUCCCCCUCCUAUGCCAUCCAAACACAUAACAUUUAAUUUGUAUGUGGAAAAUUUGUCAUACGAAGUAGGGGCUAAAGAUCUCAGGGAGUUUUUUACUUCAGACGGUACUGGUAUUGUUAAUGCAGAAGGGGUAUUUGAAGGUAAUCCUAGAAGGUCCGCUGGAUAUGCAUUUGUGAGCUUCAAGUCCAAGAAAGAGGCUGAGGCUGCCCUUGCUACUUUCCAUGGGAAGUUGUUUACCGGAAGAAAAAUUCGUGUGGCACGUAGUAAACAAUUUGUUAAAGUACCAACAGUUAAAGAACCAGCAGUAGAGAGUUCAGAGUCGGGUGAUAAUGCUACUGAACUGAGUUCUACUUCAGAGCAAGUGAUAGCAGAUGACAGUGAUAAGAAGUGAGCUUUGGGGGAAUGGAGCAUCUGCAUUUUCUUCACAUCGUGUUUUUUAAGGCCGAGGCUUGUAUGAACGCUCAGGCUUUGAGGAAGUUUGUGGAGGAGAAUCAGAGACUCGCGGCGGAGUGUGCGCAUCUGGUGAGUCAGUGCAACAAGUUGGAGAAGGAGUGCUCGCUCUAUGAUCAUGACUGAGAGGCUUUGAUGGAUUUCGGGAACGAGGCGGACCAGAGGACCAAGGAGGCUGAGUUUCGGGUCGUAGAGUUGGAGGAUGAACUGGGAGAAUUGAGGGAAGAAUUGAAGUUUUACAAGAAUGAAUACGAGAGGCUUUCGGGGAAGGUCGAUUUCAGUGACCAAGAAUCAGCAAGACAACCUCUCUCACCCUUGCGUUGUAACUCCCCUAACUCAAGACUGCAUAAAAAGCAAUAGGAAAACUUCCGAAAUAGUCUGAUGUAUAUGUCACCUCUCAUUUGUACCUUUUUAUGUACCCAUCAUAUGGGUUGGUUGGCAUAAGAUUGCAGAUUUUCAAAUGACUAACAAAAUUGUUUGUAACUUGUAAGAAUCAUUUGCCAAUUGUUUUUAGUGAAUGGCUGGAAUGCAUAGAUUUACAGUAUUAUGAACGAGUACAUUUUCUGUUG
Molecule: messenger RNA, 1310 nt
Organism: Rosa rugosa (rugosa rose)
Lineage: Eukaryota; Viridiplantae; Streptophyta; Magnoliopsida; Rosales; Rosaceae
Product: RNA-binding protein CP33, chloroplastic-like
Exons: 6
Coding region: 143-682 (179 amino acids)
Cellular component (GO): cytosol
Molecular function (GO): mRNA binding
Source: RefSeq, a predicted model, not a curated record